UAUGUUUCCCUUUUAUUAUUAUAUUGUUUUUAUUGAAAAAACAAAAGCCCUCUUGGGGCCUCCUUGUUCGACAAGAAAGGGAAAUGAUUUUUUUCGUGGAUUUUCAGGGGUUUUUUGCAGGCUGUAUGGCAUGCUCAAAAAAGUUUGCUCUGAUCUUUUUUCAGUCAAGGAAGGAAAGGAAAUGCUGCAGACAAAAUAUAGAUAUGACCCUGCUCUCCCAAUAACCUUGAAUGUAAGAUCUCACUGAAAAACAACAAACUGAUUCUUUAUUUCUCUUUAGAUUGUCUUCAUAAUUUUCUGGUAAAGUAACACAAGCAUGAAAUUUAUUGUGGGAACAGAAUAGCUGAAUAAUAUUAUAAAAAAAAAAGAUCUAGGAGCUUUUGCACAGAUUCAAGGGCUGGAGGGAUGUCAGCUGUUUGCUUUUGUUACAGAGUUAGAAUAAAGCUUUGUUGAAUUUGUGCAAAAUUGAUGUUGCUGUCAUAUUUAUGUUACUUUGUCGUCGCCUGGUGGUUCAAUAGCGCAGCUGUAGGGUUCCUAGCUGGCCACCGUAGUACCUAAGCAAAGGAAAUCUGUCCUGAGCUGAAAAUGUGAGUCCUUACAGUUUCAUAUCAGUACUGACUGUGUGCUGAUGAUUUAUACACCAGCUCCAGAAUAAAAAAAAAAGGUAACCAGAGUGAGAGCAACUCCUGUGCUGUUGUGGCGUCAUUCCUGGACCAUAGACAUCAGAGACACAGACCCUCCAUAGUCCAACAGAAGGAAACAACCGGCUACAUUAUGUGUCAGUCUUGUAUGAGCUGUAACUGAUUACUAACCAUUUGUGAAGACGCUGCAGAACAUACACCUCCUAUAUGUCUUGUGUUAGAGAAGAACACGUACAGACAGCUGAGAUAUUUAUUUCAUGCUGAACAUUUCUUCGACUUUUAUAACUUUAGUUACCUAUUUGCACUUAACAUCUUUGUCUCUUUACAUGGAUAUAAGUUACACACCAUGUCGAUCAGGGUCCAGCAGAAGGUUGAUAUGUAAUGAAGAAGUCAAUUUUUAUUCAGAUGCUGCUUUGGAAGUAAGUGAACACCAGUGACAGAGUGCACCCGUUUAUAUCUUUAACUAGAAAUCCUUAAUGUCCAUGCAAAUCCCAGCAGAAGACACACAGCUGUGCUCAGAUCCGCUCAACACAGCCGCUGGUCAUAAAGAAUAGAAGUCGGAGAGAUGUCUGUCCUGCAGAAGAUCAGUCAGAAUAUAAAGAACAUAAAGCCAUUAGAGUAUGAAAUCCUGGCCAGGCGACUUGGCCUGAUGAUGAAAGAGCUCAGACAGGGAGUGAGAAAACCCUUCAAAGAGGUGAUAAAUGUCUCCAUGGGCGACCUGCACACGUCUGGUCUGAAGCCUCUAUCAUUUGUCAGACAGGUCCUCGCAGCGUGUCUUUACCCUCAGCUUGUUAACAGCAGCAGACUGCCAGUGGACGUCAGGCAGAGAGCUCAGAGGCUGCUCGGGGAAUGUGUUGGGGGAAGUAUAGGUUCUUAUACAGCUACAGCGGGUAUACCAGAGGUUGUCCAAAGAAUCUCUGAAUUCAUAACAAGACGAGAUGGCGGGGUCCCAUCUUCCCCUGACAACAUCUACAUAAGCCCUGGAUCACAGUGGUGCCUCAUGAACAUGCUGAAGGUGUUGGUGAACAGCGAGAGCUCACCCAGAACAGGUGUGCUCACUCCAGUACCGAGCCACUGCACCACCACUUCCUCCAUUGUGGGUCUAGGAGGAGUCAUCGUCCCCUACUACCUCACUGAGGAGAAUGGCUGGCAGCUGCAAGUGGAGGAGCUACAGCGUGCUCUGGACUCUGCAAAGGGAAUCUGUAACCCUGUAGCUCUGUAUAUCAUCAACCCUGGAAACCCCUCAGGUCAGGUUCAAAGCAGAAAAUCCAUGCAGGAGGUGAUCCAGUUUGUACGGGAGAACAGACUCUUUCUUCUGGCUGAUGAGGUGUAUCAGGAUUUGGUUUAUGGUGAACAUAGUGAGUUUAUCUCCUACAAGAGGGUCCUGGCCGAGAUGGGUCCUCCUCAUGCAGACACAGUGGAGCUGGCGUCCUUCCACUCAGCAUCCAAAGGCUUCAUAGGAGAGUGUGGUCUGCGCGGUGGCUAUGUGGAGCUGGUAAAUCUGGACCCUGCUGUUAUGAAACACAUCCACACUCUCUUCUCCACAGACAGCUGCGCUCCUGUUUUGGGUCAGAUGGCCCUGGAUCUGAUGGUGAACCCUCCCCAGCCAGGAGAUCCCUCAUACCCCCUUGAUGAUAUGGAGAGAGAGCACAUCAGGAAGACGCUGGUUCAUAAUGUCAAGAGAGUCUCCGAGGUUUUGAACAGCCUGCCGGGUUUCUGCUGCCAGCCUGUGGAGGGAGGAGCAUUCGCCUUCCCCAGACUGUUUCUUCCACCCAAAGCCAUCCAGAAAGCCAAGGAAAUGGGAAUGCAACCAGACACUUUCUACUGUGUGAGGUUGCUCGAGGAGGCCGGUGUGUUAAUCCUGCCUGGAUGCGAGUACGGACAAAAGGAGGACACCCAUCACGUCAGAUUUUGCAUACUGAACCCUCAGGAAACUAUGGAGGAAGUUCUGAGACGCAUAUCCUGCUUUCACACACAGUUUAUGAGGGAAGUUUCUUAAACAAACACAGACAGAAGAACGUCUUAUUUUCUUUCUGCAUCUACCUGUCGUUAGCUUAUUCAUUACAAACAAUAAAACAACUUGAUCAUUUUU
Labrus bergylta (ballan wrasse) is the source of this 2733-nucleotide messenger RNA. Its product is annotated as alanine aminotransferase 2. The record is from RefSeq and is a predicted model, not a curated record. Gene Ontology annotation, biological process: biosynthetic process. Gene Ontology annotation, molecular function: pyridoxal phosphate binding; L-alanine:2-oxoglutarate transaminase activity. NCBI's taxonomy places the organism in Eukaryota, Metazoa, Chordata, Actinopteri, Labriformes, Labridae.